This is a messenger RNA of Cannabis sativa, 444 nucleotides long. RefSeq lists its product as uncharacterized. NCBI's taxonomy places the organism in Eukaryota, Viridiplantae, Streptophyta, Magnoliopsida, Rosales, Cannabaceae. The record is from RefSeq and is a predicted model, not a curated record. Gene Ontology annotation, molecular function: nucleic acid binding; RNA-DNA hybrid ribonuclease activity. Bases 1 to 444 code for a protein of 147 amino acids. The transcript has a single exon.
AUGAAUGUUGAUGCAGCAGCUAAUUUCAAGGAUAAAAUUUUAGGAAUUGGAGCUGUUGUGCGCAAUCACAAAGGAGAAGUAAUUACUGUGUUUUCCAGAUCAGUCCAAGGAUGCUUCAGAAGUGAUGAAAUGGAAGCGAAGGUGCUUUUUCACAGUUUAAACUGGGCUGCUCAACACCACCUAUCAAUUGCUAUUGUGGAAACAGAUGCCCUAAGAAUAUCCUCUGCUUUGAACACUUUUCAUAGGGACUUAUCUUGUUUUAAUGAUCUAAUUGACGAUGUACGUUGUCUUUUACCUUCUUUCUCUGAAGUUACUGUUACUCAUGCUCGUAGGCAAGUUAAUAAAACUGCCCAUGGUUUGGCAAAGUGCGCUCUAAAGGCGGAUGAAAAUGUUUCUUGGAUAGGAGAAAAUUCCUUAUCCUAUUUUUUCUAUUAUUGUAAAUGA